GCAGAUGCGCAGGCUGGUCUGGAUCCAUGCUGGUCGCAAACCCAUUAUGUUGGUUUUGUCAUAACACGGCUCAUAUUAUGUUGUAGAAACAAAUUUAGUGGACAAUUUCGACAUUUUCUUUUUCUCUUGGAAUAUUAUCGUGCCUUCCUUUUUCUAUCUCCAGAUUGUAAAUUGACAGUCUAUUAUGAGUCUAAAUUUGGUUAAAAUAUUUGUAAUGAUUAGAAUUGCUUGGUCAUUUCAAUAAGUACAUUGAUGCAAAGCUUAAAUUUAUACACUCAUUGAGGAUUUUUAUUUCGUAACAAAUAAGUACCUUAAAAUAUUUAUACAGUUUUCAUUUAUCAUCUGUUCUUUGAAUUAAUUUCAAUUUCAUUAGUAUUUAUACGUGUGUUUUUAUUAUAUAUUUCAGAAGUUAAAGAUGGUCUCUUUGAAUUCUACAAAACAAGACACAGUAAAAUAUUCCUGUCGCCUCUUUUUGAAGAGAAAGACACACCGUUGGCUUCUUUCUAUAUCAGACCGGAACUGAGCUCAAUACUCUCAACAUCGACGAGAAAUGAUGACAAAAUAACAGUCAAAUCGUUAUCGGAGAUAUUCAAAUUUGACAAAACGGAAAAUCGAGAAAUAUAUGUACUCGCUGAUGCUGGUCUCGGAAAAACUGCAUUUUCAAAGUAUCUAGCUAAUGUGUGGUGUCAAGCUCAUUGCCCGGAUAAAGACUUAAAUGAACUUUUGUCAAAAGAUGAUAUAGACUGUAUGAAAGAAUUUGAUUACUUAUUCCUUGUCUUAUUGCGAGAUUCGGACGAUUUGUGUUCUAUAGAUGAGCUCAUAUUUGAAAAGAUUGUUUCAAAUUUGGGUCUAGAAGAAACGCUUUCCAAAGAUAUCUUGCUUAAAAUUUUGAAGAAUGAGAAAUGUCUAAUUAUACUUGAUGGACUAGAUGAAUGGAGUCACCCCGACAAGAAAUGUUACAGAUCGCCCCGAUCGAUCCCCCACAGGAAUGACCAAAAGAAGUGUACAAUACUGACCACCACGCGACCAUGGAAAUUAGGAGUUAUGAACCUUAACUCCUGGGAAAUGGGUAAAAAAGUAGAACUUACAAAACUAAGUAAAGACUCGGCAGAUACACUUACAAGGAGAAUAAUACAAAGAUGGAAGUCUCACCUGAAUAAAGAUGCAUUAGAUAGUGACGUCACACAGUUCAUGGAAACAAUCAAUAAGGGAGAAAACGACGAGCUUGCCUUUGUGCCUCUACUUUUAAUAUAUACAACCUGUUUAUGGUGCGAGGGUGUUCAAAUAGGAGAUUCAAAAUGUGAUCUUUAUAUAAAUAUAGUCGAACUUCUUUUAUCGAGAACGAUUCAGAUCCACGGGGAGCUUCAACAAUCGCCGGAACUUUCUUCCAGUGACAUCCCAGAAUGCUUUGCUGAAUAUGAUAACUGUACGAAAUACUACUCACUCCUGAUGCAUAUAGGGAAAUUAGCUUAUUAUACAUUAUUCAAUGAAACAAAAGAAAACACGCUGGUAUUUGAUGGAUCAAUUGCUAGAAAAUAUCUCACACAAGACAUGAUGGAAUUCACCCUUCACUCAGGAAUGUUGUCAGAAAGUACAUCUAAAACAGCGAGAAAAAAGUUUAGUAAAGUAUCGUUUUCUCACAAAACAGUGCAAGAAUUCUUUGCCGCCAUAUUUAUAAGUUCUCAAAGUGACGCUCAGAAAAUUGUUGUAGAAAAAUGUAGAAAUGUUCAAGACAUUCUGGACAUGUCAAAAAUUUGUGAAUUUAUAAGUAAAAUGAAUGCUGACCUGAUGUGUGCAAUAUCAAAUGAUUUGAUGUCUGUGAUAAAUGAAGACGAGAAAACACGCGACUAUAGAACUAGGAUACAUUACAGUGACUCAUUGUAUAACAUACAGAAAAUGUUCAUGUCGUGUUUACAAGAAAUGCCUGAACGUGAAAAUAUUCAAUUAUGUUUACAAGAUUUCUUCAUUGACGGGGACACGGAGGUGCUCAAUGCGCAGUUACAACGUUUAUUAAAACAAAAUAAAACCAACAUAAAAUCACUUUAUAUAGACAUCAGAGAUACUUCCAGCAGUUUACGUGAAAUUAUAGAUUUAUUCUCUCUCACAGAUCUCAGUCAUAUACAGAAACUUCUCUAUUAUGGUGACAGGGAGAAGGAGGCUAAAAUAAGUCGGAUAUUGUUUCCCAGUUUACAGUACGUUACUUUGUUUGGUGGAACAUGGACAAAUGAUGAAGAAAAUCUAAAUGAAAACAUGGCGCGAUGUCAAAACUUACAAUACUUAAAUAUUGGCGGCUUCACGUUAUCUCACAAAAUACUGGAAACAAUUUUCAAUUUUAUCUCCGGUCAAAAAUCAAUGAAAGAGUUAACUUUGUAUAUGUUAGUCUGUAAAGAACAUGGCCGCCAUGAUUGUAAGAGAUGGAACUUGGACUUGUCUCAACAUUCAACUCUAUCAAAGUUAGACUUGUCGACGUUACCUGGGAGGCUACAAUUAAAUAUAUCAACACCGUCAUUAGUUAAUGUUACGUUGUGGAGUAUCAAUCUAGAUGAAAGUUCAUUGUUACUGUCACGUGACAUGUUGAAUAUUGAACGUGUGGAUUUGGAGGAUAUAAAAAUGUCUGCAGGAAGUUUACAGAACUUUAUUAUCGUGCUAGAAAAUCUGCCGCAGUCAGUUACAGUAGAGAUGACAGACAUUAAACCGGAAACAGAAUAUGACCGUGUUAGAGAAAAUAUUCGGAGAUCACAAACUUUUCAUGUGAUACAAGAAGAAGAUGAAGAGCAUUUAUUUGAGUUCAAAACAAUAAAACCAAGCAAAGGAUAGACACGGAAAAACAUUGUGAAAUAAACCUAAUUAUAUUAUUUCAAUGAUUUUAAAUAAACAAAACAAUAUAUAGAUGGACACUUAGAAACAAAAUGGCGGAUCUUCAAACUUUGAUUAGCUAGGACAUACAUGUACAUGUACUUUCGUUUUCAAUUAAUAAUUUAAGUGACACUUGUUUAUAAAUAAAUACAUAUAAUUAUUAAUAGAAAUAAUUCAAGGAAGUUUUUACGGAAUUCAAUGGAUAUAAAAGUUGGAUUAAGAUAUGGCAAUAUUUGACAGCGGCCAUGGAUCAAAAUUGUUGUGAUGCAGAAUCUCUUGUGACAUUUUACAAUAUGGAUUUGUGUAGUUACAGAUUAUUUUGAGCAAUAAAAAUACCAUGUUCCUUUGUUGGCAAGAAAAUCAGCUCAAGUAAAUCUACAACGACAAUGAUGAUUAUGCUUCUACUAGAGUCCAAUAUGAAUUAUACUUAACACCUGGUUCCUGGCUUUACAGAAACAUAUCCAAAAGAAAAUUGUUUAAAAACAGUGCAUCACCAAUACCUUGUACAAUCUUCUAGUUCCUUGCUGAAACAAAGACAGACCAGCAAAGUAUUGCAUCGUUUGUACUUAAACUUGUUUUCUUCAAGGAGAAUUUACAUCUGUAAAGAAAGUUCUUACCAAGGCCGCUGUCAAAUAUUUAAAAAUAUCCUUCUGAAAACUUGAACUACUCUCAUACCUUUAGAAAACACAAAUAAAACUUGUAAAAAACAUUUGUAAUUAAAGUGGAUUGGUCUACAAUGUGCACAUUUUCCAUAAGUGUUGAUAACAAGACCACAAUUAGACAAUAAGAUAUGUGCAUUUUUGAUAGAUUUUGGAAAAGUUUACCCUGAGUUCUAAAAUGAUUUAGUAUGGGCACAAUAUAUGUUGAAUUAUAACAUUUUGUUCUAAAAAACUUUAUUAUAUGUUAUAUAUUUAUAUACCGUAUCGGAUCUAACACAUACCUACAACACCCACAUACAAUUUUUUU
Molecule: messenger RNA, 3822 nt
Organism: Ruditapes philippinarum (Manila clam)
Lineage: Eukaryota; Metazoa; Mollusca; Bivalvia; Venerida; Veneridae
Exons: 3
Coding region: 748-2817 (689 amino acids)
Source: RefSeq, a predicted model, not a curated record